Messenger RNA from Saprolegnia diclina VS20, 339 nucleotides. RefSeq names its product nicotinate phosphoribosyltransferase. NCBI's taxonomy places the organism in Eukaryota, Oomycota, Saprolegniomycetes, Saprolegniales, Saprolegniaceae. The record is from RefSeq and is a predicted model, not a curated record. Gene Ontology annotation, molecular function: nicotinate phosphoribosyltransferase activity. Gene Ontology annotation, biological process: NAD+ biosynthetic process. The transcript has a single exon. The coding region runs from base 1 to 330 and encodes 109 amino acids.
AUGAUGGGCUGCAACGAGCGCGAGCCGGAGGCGGGCCAGCGCCUCCUCUGCCGCCACGCGUUUGACGAGAUGGUUCGUGUGUACGUGACGCCGUCGGCCGUGAUCCCGCUCCACUCGCUCGUGUGGGACGGCCAGAAGGGCGGUAUCCAGGGCAAGCUGCCGACGAUUGAAGAGAUCCGCUCGUACGUGGCCAACCAGAUCGAGGUCAUGCGCGCCGACGUCAUGCGCCCGCUCAACGCGACGCCGUACAAGGUGUCGGUGUCGACGGACCUCUACGAAUUCACGCACUUACUCUGGGCGCGCGAGUUUCCCGUCCGCGAACUCAACUAGGGUCAUUUU